AUGCUGGCUGCCGUACUGUGGUGGGCUCGGCUGUUCUUUCUGGAGUCUGUAUUCAAGGCCCAGCCGCGGGAUCAGGAUGAGGUCGGAGUCGAGGCGGUGCUUAUAUUUCAGAAACAGCAUGCCGCUUGGAUGUGUGUCGGCAUUCACACCGUCAUAAGCACGAUCAUCGGGUGGAUGGCAUACGGAAAUGGUAACCGCCAGAAGAUGGGUGGGCAGCCGUCGAUACGAUUGGCCGACGACGGAAAGCCGCUAUUCCACAUGGGCGAUCAGCUUAGCGUCGAAGAAUUCACCUGCACGCUCUGUGGUCAAGUGACAGAGGCGCAGAAGCUGCUAGACAGGCUCUUCGGAGGGUCGUGGCAGAAGGUCAGCGGAACAAUUGAUAUAGGGCGGAUCACCGACAACAUGGCCGGCAAAGGUGAUGAGGCUGAUGGAAGCAUCGAUAUGGGACGCGGCACGGAACAGGUAGAAGAGGCAGAGGGUGCAGACAUGGCUACGAGACUUGAGGCUGCUCCGAGAGACGCUGCUCGUGCUCGUGCAUACAUGGAGCGGGCUCCCAGGCAGGGGACCGGAGGUGGCGACGCUACGGCACUGCGACUCGUAGCAGCUGAUCCGGAAUAUAUUUGUACUAGACGGGCAGGUCAUGAUUGUCACAGACCUAGACAAGAUGAAGGCGAUCCGGGACAACAGCCGGAAAGUGGCGCGGUUCGUGCCCGAUCCGAUCGGGCGGAUGAUCACAGCAUACCUAUCAUGGUUGAUCCCGGCAGAACGGGUGCUGCGGCGGGAGUGCAAGCUUGCCGAGCCGCACGGAGAUCAGUUGGAGUACAUGUGGCGGGAUGGCAGCUCGCGGGUAUGGAAUACCGCACGGCUCAGAAGGAAGCUCGCGCGCGUGAUGCAGGCCAGCACGGGCGUGAGGAUCGGGGUGGGACGGUACCGGGCGAUCGCUGUGGAGAUGGGCCGGAAGAUCUGAGGACUUGUGAUGAAGCAGCUGGAUAG
Molecule: messenger RNA, 993 nt
Organism: Fusarium redolens
Lineage: Eukaryota; Fungi; Ascomycota; Sordariomycetes; Hypocreales; Nectriaceae
Exons: 2
Coding region: 1-993 (330 amino acids)
Source: RefSeq, a predicted model, not a curated record